This is a messenger RNA of Melampsora larici-populina 98AG31, 1955 nucleotides long. RefSeq lists its product as uncharacterized. The record is from RefSeq and is a predicted model, not a curated record. Gene Ontology annotation, biological process: calcium ion transmembrane transport; intracellular calcium ion homeostasis. Gene Ontology annotation, molecular function: calcium:proton antiporter activity. The transcript has 8 exons. NCBI's taxonomy places the organism in Eukaryota, Fungi, Basidiomycota, Pucciniomycetes, Pucciniales, Melampsoraceae. Gene Ontology annotation, cellular component: fungal-type vacuole membrane. The coding region runs from base 331 to 1596 and encodes 421 amino acids.
GAUUAUUUAGAUUAAACACACAGACAAAAGGUCUGAUCCAUCUAUCAAGAACUCUGAUGAUAUUUUGAAGCAAGCUCUGGAAUUAGAAAAUAAAUCAAUAAAAGAAACCAGCCGCGAUCUACUACUUCCCAAUCAACCAGCCAAUCAAAAUCACAAUCAACACUCAGCACUCAAUCUCUCAGCUUUUCUCAAUCAGAAUACAUAUUUAAAAGAUAAUCUUACCAAUCUAAACAAACCAACUUCAUCCCAAUCAACUCAUUCAGCUUAUCAACAUUCCAAAUCAUCUAAUCAUCACUAAAACCGAUCCAUCUGUUUCUCCAAACUUCAAGAAUGUCACAACAAAAACCUUCGCUUCGUAUUCAUUCAGUUGAUAAUGAAACUACUCCAUUAAUUCAAGAUCUCGAAUCUAGUAGACCUGAUCAUAACAGAUCUGAUAGUGGUUAUGCUCUUCAUCCUAGCACACCAACCAAUGCAGAAUCCUUUAAACACUUUUUCUUCUCAUCUUACCUCAACUUACUCCUUGUGGCUGUCCCCUUAUCUUUUUUAUCUCAUUUCUUAAAAUGGGGUUCAACAUCCGAUUUUAUCAUCUCUUUCAUCGCUAUCAUCCCUCUGGCAAGCUUAUUGGGUGAUGCAACCGAACAAGUAGCUCUCAAAGUGGGCUCAACCCUUGGUGGUUUAAUGAACGCUACCUUUGGAAACGCAGUUGAAGCAAUUGUUGGAAUCGUAGCCCUACAACAAAACCAAUUAAGAAUCGUUCAAACUUCAAUGUUAGGAUCAAUCUUAUCCAACAUUUUAUUAGUCUUAGGUUGUUCAUUCAUCGGGGCUGGUUUCAAAUUCAAAGAAUCUCGUUUCCAAGCAACUGCCGCACAAGCUUCAGCCUCCUUGAUGUUAUUAGCUUGUAUUGCUCUCGUCAUCCCUGCUGCUUACUACACCACUACUGUUGAUCGCUUAACGGGUCCUGGAAAAGAUCUUACGGCUACUUUGCCUCAUGAUGCUGCCCAGCAUGGCCUCUUGGUCAUUUCUCGCGGAACAUCGGUUCUAUUAUUGGCCAUGUACAUACUUUACUUGUAUUUCCAGCUCAAGACACACACAUAUCUUUACCAAGAAGAAGCAUCAGACGGUCCUGAAGAAGAAGCUACUAUGAACCUCAAAUCUGCUUCAGCAGCUUUAGUCUUAGUGACCGUCAUCACAGCUUUCUGUGCUGAAUAUUUAGUGGAUUCGAUUGAUGAAUUUGCUACGAGUGCUGGAAUUCCAAAAGCGUUUAUUGGUUUGAUCUUAUUACCUAUUGUGGGAAAUGCAGCGGAACAUGCUACUAGUGUUUGGAUGGCCAUGAAAGGUAAAAUGGAACUUGCUAUUGGUGUGGCUGUUGGUAGUAGUAUCCAAAUCGCUGUUGGUGUGAUUCCUAUUAUGGUCAUCAUUGGAUGGAUCACUGGAAAACCUUUAACACUUUACUUUGAGAACUUUGAAACGAUCUGUUUAGUUUUCUCUGUCUUAUUGACUACACUUUUAAUUCAAGAUGGUAAAAGUAAUUAUAUGGAAGGUGCAAUGUUAGUUUCACUUUAUGUGAUUAUUGCUUUAGCAUUCUGGGUUUCUUGAAUCGAUUUUUCUUUUUUUUUUCCUUUUUCGAUGAUUUCUUUUUCUGUUUUUACACAAUCUUUUUUUCUUUUUUUUUUCUCUUCUUUUUACUGGUUGGCUUUCUUUUUUCUUCUGUUGUGUUUUAGUUGUAUACUUUUUGUGUUGUGUUUUUUUUUUCAAUGGGUUUUGUAUAAGUGUGGAUUUUUUUUUUGAUUGAAGAUUAUCAUUCAAUUUAAACACAAUACAAGAUUUUUUUUUUCUUUAAAGCAGACUUUUUUGGGCCGGAAGGGGGGUUUCUUUAUGAUGGAAUGAGUUUUGACUUUUUUUGCUUUUUUGUUUGUAAUCAAUAUUAUCAAUACAAUGAAAUCAUCAGAUUGGAC